Molecule: messenger RNA, 995 nt
Organism: Phyllotreta striolata
Lineage: Eukaryota; Metazoa; Arthropoda; Insecta; Coleoptera; Chrysomelidae
Source: the annotation of a GenBank genome assembly
UCUCCCAAUAUUCCCUUUACUAAAUUUAUUCUAGUUUAAAAUACCUCGAUGGAAUUCCCCACUGCAGGCAAACAUUGCGCCCAUUCCACGUGCAACAGAUUAGACUUUCUCCCGUUGCAAUGCAAGUGCGGUCGAGUGUUCUGCUCCGAUCAUUUCCGAAGCCACUGCGAACAGUGCGAACAGUCCAAAUAUCUGAAAGAAGACGAAUUGAAAACCAUCGAUAACGUGCUCGUUUGCUCCCAUCCCGGCUGCAAGGAACGGAGCAUCGUACCGUUGAUAUGCGAACGGUGCAAACGACACUAUUGCAUCAAACACAGACACUUGAGCGAAUGCCAAGCUAAAGACGCCGAAACGAUAAGGCAGGAGAAAGAAAAGUACGCCGCUCCCGUUAGAGUCUUCAACGAAGCCAAGGCUGCUGUGGAUUUACAGGUGGAGACUACUUUGAACGAAGCCAAGAAGAAGUCGAAGACUCGAGAAAUGGCGAACAAAGUUCAACUGAUGAAGAUCAAGAGCAAAGCAACCGGAUCGAAGGCUAUACCUACAGCGGAUAGGCUUUAUUUCAACGUAACUUAUGCGGAUAGAACUGCACCGGUGUUCGUUUCGAGCCAUUGGAGCCUGGGUAGGGCCAUCGAUGCCAUUUCGCAGGAGAUGAAGCUGCAAAACAACAACCACAAGGCCAACGAGAAGAAGCUUAAAUUGUUCAAAAAGGGCGACGAGCGCUGUGUAGUUUCCGACAACUUUUCUAUUAAUUUGAAGCAGCUUUUAGAAGAACGUGUUAUUAUAGACGGAGAUUGUUUAAUCAUCGAUUACGUGGAAAAUUGAACGCUGGCAGUAAUACAUAUUGUUUUAUAUUUGUUUGUUUAUAUUUUCCACACGGUUGGAGCGCUAUCAAACAUUUUUGUUUGUAUUCUAAUAUUAGCAUAUUUCUGAUAUAACUUUUUCACCUGUUAAGUUCAUUCUAAAUUAGUUAUUUCUACAGUGUAGUACUGGAACUA